This is a messenger RNA of Fusarium oxysporum Fo47, 1871 nucleotides long. Its product is annotated as concanavalin A-like lectin/glucanase domain-containing protein. Lineage: Eukaryota; Fungi; Ascomycota; Sordariomycetes; Hypocreales; Nectriaceae. The record is from RefSeq and is a predicted model, not a curated record. Bases 235 to 1779 code for a protein of 514 amino acids. Gene Ontology annotation, biological process: glucan catabolic process. Gene Ontology annotation, molecular function: hydrolase activity, hydrolyzing O-glycosyl compounds. The transcript has a single exon.
UCUCAUUCAGACAAUAGUUCACGGAUCUAUUGUUAUAAAUCGUUUGGUUAUUGCGCUCAACAUUCAAGGCAUCGGCCUCACUCUGAUACACCACCCGGCACGAAUCAUCUCUGUGAACGACUUCAUCGCAUUCUCUCCUUCACUCAAAACUUCAGCUUCAAAUCAGGAUCAAUCUUGCGAAUAAUUAGAAACAACACACCUCUUCCCGUCUUUUCUCCAAAGACCUCAGAAGCAAUGCAUUCCUCCAUCUUCGCACUGGGCCUUACGGCCUUCUUCAAUGGUGCUUUUGCACAGAACAACUCCUACUCUCGGUACUCCCUCAAGACCACAUACGACUCUUCCAACUUUUUCGAGGCCUUUGAAUUCUUCAACGAGGAGGAUCCUACACACGGCUUUGUUGACUACGUCGAUGCCGACGCCGCUAACUCUGAGGGUUUGGCUGGCUAUGUCGAUGGUGCUGUCUACAUGGGUGUAGACUACCAGACAAAGAACCCCUCCAACGGCCGAAGGUCUGUCCGUGUCACCUCUCACGACGCUUUUACUCACGGUCUCUUCGUCGCCGAUAUUGCCCAUAUGCCUGGCAGCAUCCCUGGUGUCUGGCCCGCAUACUGGAUGUUCGGUCCCAACUGGCCAACCUCUGGCGAGAUUGAUAUCCUUGAGGGUGUCAACACUCAGACUGAGAACAAGAUCAGUCUCCACACUGGACCUGGCUGCAGCAUCACCAAUGACGGCACCACUCAGGGUACAACCCUCGAGUCCGAGAAUUGCGAUUCUGCUGGUGCCUCUGCCGGCUGUGGCCAGAACACAUCAGACAACCAGAACUACGGCGAUGGCUUCAAUGACAUCGGCGGCGGGGUCUACGCCACUGAGUGGACAUCCGACCAUAUUGCCGUAUGGUUCUUUCACCGCGGUCGCAUCCCGCAAGAUAUCCAGUCCGGUAACCCCACCCCUUCAUCCUGGGGUCCUCCCGCUGCCAAAUUCAACGGCGGUAAAGGCUGCAACAUCGACGAUCACUUCAAGGAGAACAACAUCGUCUUUGAUACUACUUUCUGUGGUGAUUGGGCUGGCUCUCCUGAUGUCUGGGGCAAGAACCCAGAGACUUCGUCUUUGGGAGACUGCAAGGACUAUGUUGCCAACAACCCUGCCGACUUCAAGAACGCUUACUGGCUCGUAAACAGUAUCAAGGUUUACGUCCAGGGAGGCUCAUAUGGUGGUGGCAACGGAACCACCGGUGGCGGCAACUCUGGCAGCGGUAACAGCGGUAGUGGAAACAGCGGUAGUGGAAACAGUGGUAACGGCAACUCUGGCAAUGGCAACUCAGGAAACGGAAAUUCUGGCAACGGUAACUCCGGUAACGGCAACUCUGGUAAUGGCAACUCUGGUAAUGGAAACUCGGGUAAUGGAAACUCGGGCAACGGAAACAGUGGCAAUGGCAACAGUGGUAACGGCCAGAGCGGAAACGGUGAUGGCCAGACCAACCCACCCAGCAGUACUCAGCCAGGACAAGGCACUCAGAACGGUCAGCAAGGUCAGAACGGUGAUGGAUACUCUCCUGACAGUCAACAAGGCCAAGACCAAGGCAACGGCUAUACCCCUGAGCAACAGCAAGGCCAAGGCGGUGGCUACAGCACUGGCCAAAGUUACGAUAAUGGCCAAUACCAUGGCCCCGGAGCCUACAAGACCACCAAGUCCCAAUCAAGCGGCACCACAAGCUGGGACGGAAACGGUUGGCGAGUCGGGUCCAAGCGAUCCGUCAUCUCGAAGCGAUAUCUUGCAUGAGCAGGUCGAGCUUCUCUUCUUUACAAACAUAUGAGAUACCCCCAGACACAAGAAGGAAAGAAAUAGGUCGGCGGUGGCGGCUGUUUUUACAU